AUGGAACUUCGCAAAUGGAAUACCAAUUCCAGCCAACUGCAGAACCUAUUCAAUCAAAAGGAGGGGAACGUCGAUAAUUCACCUCACAUCACGUCAAUCAAGUCCCACGAAGUCACAAAGGUACUGGGACUGGUGUGGGACAAAACCACAGAUUCCUUCACGUUCUCUAGUGACCAUCUCUUGGAGAUUCUCUCGACAAACAUGACUACAAAACGCUUCGUCCUCAGAGCCUCUGCUAGGAUCUUCGAUCCCCUAGGGUUCCUCUCACCUUACGUCAUACGAGUAAAGAUUUUGUUUCAACGUAUAUGGCAACAUGGUCUGGGAUGGGAUGAGGAACUACCAGAAGCACUACGGCAAGAGUGGACAACGUGGUGCGCCGAGUUAAAGGACUUGCCACGCAUCAUGGCUCCGAGACACUUACAGAAUGCGGAUGGUGAGAGCAAGCUGGAGCUUCACGUUUUCACAGACGCCAGCCCUCAGGCUUAUGGUGCCUGUGCCUAUCUUCGCGCCGUGGAUAGAAAAGAAAAUGUCAGCGUCACUCUGGUGUUUGCCAAGUCCAGAGUUGCUCCGCUUAAGACGCUGACCCUCCCACGACUAGAACUGAUGGGAGCCCUCUUGGGAGCACGCAUGGCUAAAUAUCUGUGUACUGUUUUGUUUGGUGUCGUAGUUACGCUAUGGUACUGGACAGAUUCAAUGAUAACCCUCGGUUGGAUUAAAGGAUCAGCAACUGCAUGGAAACCUUUCGUCGGUAACCGAGUGACAGAAAUACAAGCACUAAGCGAUCCCUCUAAUUGGCACCACUGCCCGGGCAGCGCGAACCCAGCAGACGCCCUAACUAGAGGGAAGACGGCAAUGCAGCUAAGUGCGUAUCAGUUAUGGUGGUCUGGGCCUGAGUGGCUUUCCCGAGAAGAAGGAAACUGGCCAAUUGGCAGUACCUCAGAAGUUGAAAACCUCAACGGAAUCGAUGGGGAGAGACGACAACAGGUCGGGGAAAUACUGCUGACCACUGUGUGUGCACCAACCGCGCUCUUGACAUUGGAGAAUUUCAGCAGCUAUACCAAGAUGCUGCGUGUCACAGCGUGGAUAAAACGAUUUGUUCAAGGUUGUCGUCGACAGAACAAGUCACCUGAACUGCCCCUAACGGCAGAUGAUAUUAGAGAUGCAGAAGCUUUCUGGAUCAAGAAUGUCCAACGAGAAUGCUUCGGCAGAGAGAUUCAGGAGCUGGUUCAAGGCGGAAGCAUCUCAAAAGGAUCGAGAAUAACCGAUCUGCAGCCCUUUCUUGACGACACAGGAACCUUGCGUAUUCGAGGCAGACUUCACCAAGCCACAGCCUCGGAGGAGCCCUUCACAGGACACCUGGGCUUGUGCAAAAUAGCGGAGAAGGUGCUUCGCAGGCACUUUGACAAGGCGGCCAAAGGAGGUCGAAACUGGCUACAAAGACUUCAGGCAGAGGCAAUGGCCAUCAUCUUCAUGACCCCGCUGUUUAAGAGCUUUGACCACCUCUUCCUGGCACAGACAAUCGAAAACCGGUCCCACUGCGCAAGUAUGGUAAAGACAAUGCUGGAAUACUUUUUCAAGCUGCAAAUCCACCACAUGUGCCGUCAGCAGAGUGCCGCAGAAAGAGGUCGCACCAUUCGACAGUUCUUGACGAAGUUGGUAAUCUUUCGCGGGCAUUGA
Messenger RNA from Ixodes scapularis (black-legged tick), 1677 nucleotides. RefSeq lists its product as uncharacterized. The record is from RefSeq and is a predicted model, not a curated record. Lineage: Eukaryota; Metazoa; Arthropoda; Arachnida; Ixodida; Ixodidae. The transcript has 2 exons. Bases 1 to 1677 code for a protein of 558 amino acids.